Molecule: messenger RNA, 699 nt
Organism: Bactrocera tryoni
Lineage: Eukaryota; Metazoa; Arthropoda; Insecta; Diptera; Tephritidae
Product: probable fatty acid-binding protein
Exons: 1
Coding region: 39-590 (183 amino acids)
Biological process (GO): fatty acid transport
Cellular component (GO): cytosol; nucleus
Molecular function (GO): fatty acid binding
Source: RefSeq, a predicted model, not a curated record
UCCGUUAAAAAUUAAAGAAAUAAUACAAUAAUAGCAAAAUGUUAAAAAAAAUCAACUGUUGGGAGGGUAACCAGUAUCAGCUGGUGAGUAGUGAUAACUACGAUGCCUAUAUGAAGGAGCUUGGCAUGGGCUUGGUUCAACGCAAAUUAGGCAACACCAAAAAACCGAUCGUUAUGCUACAUAAGGUUGAAAGCACCCAUAAUUUAAUCACAGUGAUCGAUGAUCAACCAACUGUACUCACCUUCAAGUUGGGCAAAGAGUUCGAUGAAGAAACUUAUGAUCUGCGCAAUAUGAAGACUACAUUCAACUUGUAUGACAACACUUUGGUGCAAGAACAAAAGGGUGUCGUGUGCACGAAGAUCACACGCGAGUUUCAUCUAAAUAAAAUGAUGGAGCAAUCUGUGAUCAACAAUGUGGCCGCGUGUAGAGUAUUUCAUGUGCUUGGUGAAGACGAAAGCAAAGACUUGACCGAAUUGUUGGAGAAACUUGAAAAUGAGCAGCAGGAAAAGAAGGAUGAGGAUAAGGAGGCCAAGCAAAAGAGUGAAGCCAAAAGAGAGGUCGAAAGAGUAGUUAACCAAUUGGUGGAAUAAUAGGCUGCCACAAAGCGGUAAUUUGUCAAGGACAACAAAGAAGAGGAUUUGCACCGGAAAAAGCUGCAAGCGAGAAAAAUGUUCCAUAGUAAUUUUUUUCGCCUCAAUC